This is a messenger RNA of Carassius gibelio (silver crucian carp), 2689 nucleotides long. RefSeq names its product diphosphoinositol polyphosphate phosphohydrolase 1. The record is from RefSeq and is a predicted model, not a curated record. The transcript has 5 exons. NCBI's taxonomy places the organism in Eukaryota, Metazoa, Chordata, Actinopteri, Cypriniformes, Cyprinidae. Bases 187 to 699 code for a protein of 170 amino acids. Gene Ontology annotation, molecular function: bis(5'-adenosyl)-pentaphosphatase activity; bis(5'-adenosyl)-hexaphosphatase activity; diphosphoinositol-polyphosphate diphosphatase activity. Gene Ontology annotation, cellular component: cytoplasm; nucleus. Gene Ontology annotation, biological process: diadenosine pentaphosphate catabolic process; diphosphoinositol polyphosphate metabolic process; diadenosine hexaphosphate catabolic process.
CAACGCAGUUUGCGCAGAGUUCAGAGUAAUGGCGGCUGUGCUGGAGCAGCUCACGAGACUCGCGAAAUGAAGCGACGGAGGGACGACUGCUGCUAACAGAGGGCCUUUAGAGGGGUUUGCGGGCGUGGGAUCGCAUCGAGAGGUGCAGACUUGGCAGCGGUUGAGGACUUUGAUCGGUUGAGCGCGAUGAUAAAGCUCAAGUCCGACCAGACGCGCACUUACGACGGAGAUGGCUACAAGAAGCGCGCGGCCUGCCUGUGCUUCAGGAGCGAGCGCGAGGAGGAGGUGCUGCUGGUGAGCAGCAGGAGUCAUGCGGAGAGAUGGAUCGUUCCUGGAGGAGGGAUGGAGCCGGAGGAGGAGCCCAGUGUAGCUGCUGUCAGGGAGGUGUGUGAGGAGGCAGGAGUCAAAGGUACAUUAGGACGUUUGGUAGGCGUUUUUGAGAACCGGGACAGGAAGCACAGGACGUAUGUCUAUGUCCUCAUCGUCACUGAGGUCCUGGAGGACUGGGAGGAUUCAGUCAAUAUUGGGAGGAAGAGGGAGUGGUUUAAGACCGAAGAUGCCCAGCGUGUGCUGCUGUGUCACAAACCUAUGCAGGCGUCUUACUUCGAAGCCCUUCAGCGGGACCGCACGACCAGCAACGGCACGUCUCUGGUGUCCACCUACAACACCAAUCACAGUUCUCUCUCCAGCCUCAGAUAACCAGCACCGCAAACACAGAAGCCUCGGCCAAGCUCUCCCUCAGUCUCCACCUGUUCCUCACAGACUGAACUCCUACUGCAAAUACUAUCACCUUUCUUCUAUUUCAGCGUGUUAAUGUCUACAUCACAUGAAAGCUGAUUGCCUUACCAGCCUUUUUUAGUGUUCAGAUGAAGAGCACAGUAAGAAAUACUUGCAUGAGUCCUAAUGCCAGGUUUACUGAACGCAACUACACUUUACUCUUGUGUCUUGAAAUAGGUUUCAAGAGAAAGCUGUUUGUACUGAUGUUUGCCUCUAGCCUCUAUUGAUAUACUGUUAUAUAGAGUUGGUAUUCAUAGGCUUCGUUCUUUAAACUGCUACACAACAGCGCUCACUCUUGAAUUGAUCAAAGUCGUUGAAAUCGUAGUCUUAUUGCCAAUAUUACACACUCAUGUUGGGAGUUUCUCUCAAACGUUAGUUUUCACGAGCACAUUUUCAGAAAGUAGUGCUGUCCAACCAUUAAUCGCAUGCCAAAUAAAAGUUUGUUUACACAAUAUAUACGUGUGUAUAUUUCUUAUGUAUAUAUAAAUACACACACAGUAUAUAUUUUCUAAGAUAUUUACAUAUUUGUAUAAUUAUUAUAUACAUGUGUGUGUAUUUACAUAGAGAUAAUAAAUGUACACAGCACACACGUUAUGUCAAUAAUAGUGUGUUUUGGAUGCGUUUAAGGGUUUGACCGCGCUAGUCCUAAUGUCGCUGGGCUUUACUGGUUUGGUAGCGCACUGCUUGCCUGAUCAAGAUCGUAGGAGCGUCUUCGUCUUUGGGCUCUAGUGUGGUGCUUUCUCUGGCUCUGCAAUCCCAGAUGUGAGAAAGCAUUUAAAGAAGUGGCCUAAUGUUUCCUGUGUGCACUGGUUUUGCUGUGGUCCAGGAUUUAAUGCAAGCGGUCAAACACAGGACCGUCUCAGCAGCGGUUGAUGUCCGAUUCUUCUUCUCUCUUACCGUUCUUCUCUGAGGCUUCGCCAGCAAUGUUCAUAGCACAGUGGCAACCAGUUUCUCACUUUUAGUUGUGAUGAUCUCAGUUUUGUGUGUGUCUGCUCAUAAACUAUAAGCAGUUGUGUAUGCGUGUGGAUCUGUGUGAAGUAAUGUGAAUAAUCCCAGGACUUGAUGCCAAGGUUAGCUGUCUAGCAGAUGAACUGCCUCUCACGCAAGAGGGUGGGUUUAGUUUGAAAUGUUUACAGCUUGAUUGUAGUUGCUGUUCAGACACUGGAUAUUCACUUCGACUGUUAAUGGUGCCAUUUCCUUUUUGAAAUGCACUUUUCUAGGUCUUAAACAAUUUAGUCUGUCCUAAUUAUAAAUGCUUCUUUUUUAUGAUUAAUACGAUUGUCACUUCAAAUGCGAAUUGUUAAGGUCUCGAGUAAACUUCUCUCAGCAGUAUUUCAAUGUUUUGUUUCUUCUUCUCUUAAAUCAGAAAGCACAAAGGUUAGUUUAUUGUGGUAAACUUCUAAAAUGACCAAAUCUAAAAUGUUCUCCAUGGGCUAAAACAGGACAUCUGUCCCGUGUUAUUGUAAUAAGAUUAGUUAGCUGAACCCAAUCCAGAGCUGGUCCUCCAGUGUUUGUAUGAAAUGCUUCUUGUUUUUCAGUAGUGAACUCAAACCUGUGGCAGAGGAUGCUGAUGCAUAUGAUCAGUUUCUGCACAUUUAUUGCAACCAUUAAUGCAAUCUAAAUAAGCGAUGACCUGCGAAUCACUUCUCUGCAGCUCUUAUAACAGACUUGUCCUUCAUUUGUAAAUGCUAUGUUAUGAAAAGAAAAAAAAAAUCUUGGAGUUUUUACACUUACUCAAUUGUUGGUGUUGUAGUAACAUUUAAAGAAUCUCAAAGUCGUCCUUUUCUAACGUUUCAAGCACACUGUUUUUACUCUGUAUCACUCUGCUGUGUCUGAUAUUGGGGAAAUACAUGUUGACCCAAGAUUGUGUAACAGUUGUGUCAACAGUCUUUAAAUAAAAACUGAAAAGCUU